Molecule: messenger RNA, 1505 nt
Organism: Vespula vulgaris
Lineage: Eukaryota; Metazoa; Arthropoda; Insecta; Hymenoptera; Vespidae
Exons: 4
Coding region: 138-713 (191 amino acids)
Source: RefSeq, a predicted model, not a curated record
UUACGAGUCUUGCAAAGUCAUAUCGCCAUCGACUAUUGACUUGGCACAAGCUUACCAAGUUUCCUUACCGAGUUACGUGCACAGUGCUAUUUUGUAGUUUCGUUCUUGCUAAUUGGAUCGUUGAAAGAUAUAACGAGAUGAUGCUAAUUACGACAUUCGUGAUUAUUUCUUUUAGCAUGAUCACAGUUACGAAGGCCAUGAAUUAUACCGUGACAAAAAUCUUAGAUGAAACAGUGACGGUAUACGAGAAUUCCUUAUUCGACUUGGAAAUAAUCGGUUUUAAUAAUGACAGCAAAGUCUACAUGAUAAUCAACCAGCCCAUUACGGAUAAGGAUGACCUUCUUAUUAAUUUUGUGGCAGAAAGGUUCGACGGUGUUAAAUUUCCAUUACCCGAUAAUCCCAUGAAACUGUGUAAGUUCCUUUUCGAAGAACGAUCUACUAAAUUAGAAUCUUACAUCCGACAAUUUCAUAUUUCAAGAGCUUUUAAUCUUGAAGAUCAAAUUUGUCCGAUAUUACCGGGUAAAAGAAAGCUGUUACCGUAUAUGUUUCCAAAAAAUGUAACUCUUUUGCACGACAUAGGUUGCGGGGAUUUUGUUUACACUGUCGACAUAUUCACUAAUGACACGAGUGAUUCCAGUGAGUAUAGAUCUUUGAUUUCUAGUCAGACAACUGUUCAUAUAGAGGGAGAAAGUUGUUCGAACACACUAAUGUAACAUAAUCUAUAGACAAAUUUAAUAAUAUGGUAUAAUUUUAAAUAUGACGUAUAAUUUUGAAUACAAUGUUAUAUAAAAUGUUAACCGUAACUAAUAGAUCUGUAUAAACACUGAUAAUAAAAUGUAUACACAAUAGGAAUAAUUUGUAUCAAUAAUAUAAUAGCGAAAUAGAUUCAACAACUUAUUAGAGUUAUUUUAAAAACAAUUAGGAACGCUGGUUAGAAAUUAACCGCAAGUGUAGGUACAAUUUUCUAACCAAAGAGACCGACACAAAGUUUCACAAGCACGUCCUUGCUUAUCGUCUUAGCCUCUACUGUUCCGUACCAACGUGUUCCUUGGACGUACACCCACGUAUAAACAACGAGCAAGCAUAGAGCACGCGAGAAACCGUCUAAAAGGCUUAUCAGCCUUCAUCGGAUAAUAUCGGUGCCCGAACCCGAACGUAAUGGUUAUGAGUAAUGGCUCGAGAUCGUGGCAGCGAGGUCGACUUCGCUGAACCGUACACGGAAUCUAAGAUUUAGAUACAGGUACCCGAACUUGCUUCGGUAAACCUGCCUUCUCCAUUACGCAUUUUCAUCGUUGAACGUAUUUUAACGUCAUCGAUCGGUUCAAAGCUUUAUUUUAUUCAACGAAUUUUUUAGAAUAUUGUUUUAAACAUAAAUAUUAUUAACAAAUGAUCCUUCUUUUUCCCUAUAAUUAUUUUUUAACACUGAUUUGAUUUCUUCCGCUUUUGAUAUAUCAUGUGUAUCCACGUUGAAAGUGAUUUUUAAAUAAAACCGUUUUCUAUUGAUU